UAGCAAAAAAGUUUCAUGUCCUUUAUUUCUUCUUUCUCUUCAGAGUAUGAUGCUUUAGCCAAAGUUAUCCAGCAGCACCCAGACCGACACGAGACAUUAAAACAGUUGGAGGCGCUUGACAAAGAACUCCAGCAACUGUCUCACAUCAAGGAGAAUGUGGAUGAUAAGUUGGAGUUAAGGAAGAAGCAGUUCCACGUGCUACUGAGUACCAUACAGGAACUACAGCAGACUCUCGAGAAUGAUGAAAAAUCAGACAAUGACGACAACAGCCAGGAGAGCCCAGCAGAGAAUGGUGAAUGAACGUUUAGAGGUCCUGAGUAGAAUGAAUGCAGCGG
Messenger RNA from Hippoglossus stenolepis (Pacific halibut), 335 nucleotides. RefSeq names its product THO complex subunit 7 homolog. Bases 16 to 300 code for a protein of 94 amino acids. The record is from RefSeq and is a predicted model, not a curated record. NCBI's taxonomy places the organism in Eukaryota, Metazoa, Chordata, Actinopteri, Pleuronectiformes, Pleuronectidae. The transcript has 4 exons.